AUGGCUACCCCUAGUGUCCUAGCUUUCGACGCUGAGGGUCGCGCCAUUGAUUUUGAGGUCUGGUUAGACGACCUGCAGCUGUUCUUACAGUGCGACAGGACUGACGACCUUUCUCUCUUUGACCUCACCUCUGGCGCCUCUCCUGCUCCUGCUGCUGAUGCUGAUCCCUCUGUCCGCUCUCAGUGGGCCACCCGCGAUGCUGCUGCACGUCUUGCUGUGCGUCGCCACCUCCCUACCUCUGAGCUUGCGCGCCUCCGUGACUCCCUUCGCGUCGUCAGGGACCACUUUCUCGCUGUCUGUCCCACCACCCUCACCGUCGACCUCCUCGAGAAGGCCCUCCUCGCAGCGGAGAAGAGCAUCGUCGCUAUAGGUGCUUCUCGUGGUGACCCUCGCACCCCCAUCUUUGAGGGGUGCUCUCCUUCCCCCUUGCUGCCCUCUGUUGCCUCUGCUGCUGCUGCCGACCUGCUUGGUCUUGAGUCGGUCGGCGCGGCGUCUACCCCUAGUGGGAGACGUCGCUCUAGCAAGGGCAAGGGGGGCAAGGGCGCGGGUGGAGCUGGAGGGGGCGGUGGCGGUGGCGGCGGUGGCGGCGGAGGGAGUGGGGGUGGUGGCGGGACUAGUGGCGGGGGUGGUGGUGGUGGUGGUGGCAGCAGCGGCGGAGACGGUGGUGGUGGUGCCAGCGGUGGUGGUGGUGGCAGCGGCGGAGGUGGAGGCGGCGGAGGUGGAGGCGGUGGAGGCGGCAGCGGAGGAGGCGGUGGUGGUGGAGGAGGUGGAGCUGGUCGGGGUGGUACCCAGCAGCGUAGUGGCGGUGGUGGUGGCCAGCGCUCGCAGCGGCAGCAGCAGCAGCGCUCGCGGGACAUCCUUCCGCCUCAGCAGCUUCGUGAGUGGUACGCUGGGCGUCAGAGGGGUGGGGGUACUGGUCCCUGCACCUACGUUCUUCGUUCCGGCGACCGCGCGGGUGAGCAGUGUGGGGGUGCCCACGCCACCCAGCGCUGCUUUGGCCGCCUGACGGACGCUUGGCGUCGGCAGUUCCCUGGGGCUAGUGAGAUCCCUCGCUGGGAUGAGCUUCUUAGGGCUGGUGUAGCGAUCUUUGAUCUUGAUUUUGAUGCUAUCCUUGCUGCUAUGUAUGCUGUGGAUUAUAGUGAGGAGAAUGAGGGUUACCGGUGUUUCCAGCCCGACCCGGGCAUUGGUGCUGCUGCGCUAGGUGCUUGUGAGGCUGCUGUUCUAGGUGCCAGUGCGUCUGUGCUCUCAGGUACUGGUGAGACUGCGCUCUCAGGUACUGCGUCGUCCUCGUCCUCCCUCACUUUCACACUUGACUCCGGGGCUUCUCGCUCCUUCUUUCGAGACCGCACUACCCUUACGCCGCUCGGCCGGCCGGUUGCGGUCUCCCUUGCUGACCCCUCUGGGGGUCCUGUCCUGUCUCACUUCUCCACUGUCCUCCCGUGUCCGGCUGCCCCUUCGGGCACCCUGUCUGGUCUGUACCUUCCCUCGUUCUCUACGAACUUGGUGAGUGGAGCGGACCUGCAGGAUGUGGGGGUUCACCAGUUCACUCCUGCGAGUCAGCGGGUGACACACUGCACGGAGGCACGCACAGGCCGCCACCUGGCCACGUUCUCGCGUCGGCCUGGGUCGAGUCUCUACACCCUGACAGUUGAGUCUCCUCCUGUCCCUGCGUCUGGUCAGGUGGCUGCGUCAGGUCAGGUGCUUGCUGCUGCGUCCCGGUCAGGUCCUGAGUCUGCCCCCUGUUCUUGUCGCCUCCUGUCUCACGAGACUCUCCUGUGGCACCACCGUCUUGGCCACCCCUCCUUGCCCCGUCUUCGGAGCAUGGCUUCCCGUGUCCUUGUCUCUGGUCUUCCCCAGUCUCUCCCUCCUCUCCCCUCCGGGCCAGGACCUUCCUGUGUCCCCUGUGUCGAGGGUCGCCUCCGGGCUACUCCUCACUCCUCCCACUUCCCCCCGACAGAGGCUCCCCUGCAGACGCUUCACAUGGAUUUGUGGGGCCCAGCCCCCGUCCGUGGGCAGGGUCAGGAGCGCUACUUCCUGUUGGUGGUUGACGACUACUCGCGUUACACCACAGUCCUCCCCUUGCGCAGCAAGGGUGCGGUCACUGAGGUGCUGAUCGACUGGAUCCGCGAGGCUCGUCUCCAGCUCAGGAAGAGCUUCGGCUCGGACUUUCCUGUUCUGCGUCUGCACUCGGACAGAGGCGGAGAGUUCUCUUCUCGCCUUCUGCGAGACUACUGCCGUGCACGGGGGAUCCGCCAGACCUUCACGCUUCCGGACUCACCACAGCAAAAUGGGAUUGCUGAGCGCCGCAUUGGCAUGGUCAUGGAUGUCGCUCGUACGUCCAUGAUGCAUGCGGCUGCCCCCCAUUUUCUGUGGCCGUUUGCGGUGAGGUACGCGGCGCAUCAGCUCAACCUUCACCCCUGGGUCUCUCGGCCUGCGAUGUCCCCAGCCUUGCUGUGGACGGGGAAGGUUGGCGAUGCGUCUGUGUUCCGUGUCUGGGAAUCUCGGGCGUUUGUCCGCGACUUGUCUGCGGACAAGCUGUCCCCUCGUGCUGCUCCCUGUGUCUUCCUUGGCUUCCCCACUGACGCCCCAGGGUGGCAGUUUUACCACCCCUCCUCUCGUCGUGUUCUGUCCUCCCAGGACGUCACGUUCGACGAGUCAGUCCCCUUCUACCGUCUCUUCCCCUACCGCACUCCUUCCCUCCCCCCUCCCCCGGACUUCCUUGUGCCGGUUCCCCCCCCAGUAGACCCCCUCCCCCCUCAGGUUCCUGCCCCCUCAGGUGUGUCCCGGGUAGACGCCGUUGAGUCUACUGCUGUUGGUCCUUUCGCUAGAGGUGUGGGUGGCGCUGGUGCUCUCGCUGAGGGUGCUGGUACUGUCCCUGCUGAGUCUGGAGCUGCCGCGCGGCCUCGACCGUACUUCGUUCCGCUCCUACAACAGGUUCUUGGUCUUUCUCCUCCAGUAGAGGGUCCACCGCCUGUCCAGUCGCAGUCCCUGCUGGAGCGUUCCUCUCCACUGCCUGCUCCCUCUCCUUACACUGGUCCUACUGGAGGUCUUGCUGAGCGUCGUGAGCCUGCGUCUCGUCCCGCGUCGCCUGUUCGCGCUGCUCGCGCUAGUGGUCGCAGUUCGCGUCAGCGUCCUCCUCCUGUCCCUGGCACGCACCGGAUGUCUUUGCGUCCGUCCACUGCUCCUCUGCGUGCCCCUUUGCCUUCUCCUCCUGAUUCCUCUCUUCCUGUGCUUGCCGACCCUGAGUCGGACUCUCUUCGUGCUGCCAGUCCUACUGUCACGCGUCUGCUUGCUACUGUCGUCACUGACCCCUCUUUUGAGUCCACUGCUGCGUCUGCUCUAGUCGCUGAGCUCGUCGACUUUGCUGCUCGCUGUCGUCUCGACUACGCUGCUAGUCUUGUUGCUGAGUCUGCGUCUGUCUGUCCUCCGUCCGUCGGGGGUGAGUGUGCUCUUGGCACGGACGUCCUAGAGGACAGGCAGGAGGAGUUACAGUGUCUAGCGGCUGCUUCACCUCAUCUCGCGUCUGUACUGCUUGCCCCUGAGGGAGACCCGGAUGCACUAGACAUCCCGACUCCGCGUUCUUACGCGGAGGCCGUAGAGGGUCCCUACUCCUCUCAGUGGCAGGCAGCUAUGGAUGCAGAGAUGGCUUCCUGGAAGUCCACAGGCACCUACGUUGACGCGGUUCCCCCUCCUGGGGCGAACAUCGUCAGUGGCAUGUGGAUCUUCAGGGUGAAGCGGCCGCCGGGCUCUCCACCUGUCUUCAAGGCGCGGUACGUUGCUCGUGGCUUCAGUCAGCGGCAGGGAGUUGACUACUUUCAGACCUUCUCUCCCACCCCGAAGAUGACUACUCUUCGGGUGCUGCUGCACAUAGCCGCUCAGCGCGACUACGAGCUUCACUCUCUCGACUUCAGCACUGCGUUCUUGCAGGGUAGCCUGCACGAGGAGAUCUGGCUUCGCCGUCCACCUGGCUUCACUGGGACUUUCCCUCCUGGCACCCAGUGGAGCCUCCGACGGCCAGUCUACGGUCUCCGCCAGGCACCGCGUGAGUGGCACGACACACUGAGGACUACGCUUGCGGCUCUUGGGUUUUCUCCUUCUACUGCUGACCCGUCGCUGUUUCUUCGCACCGACACUUCCCUGUCGCCGUUCUACAUCCUCGUGUAUGUCGACGACUUGGUCUUUGCCACAGCAGACACUGCUGGACUCGCCUACGUGAAGUCCGAGCUGCUGAAGAGACACACGUACACAGACCUGGGUGAACUGCGCAGCUACCUUGGCUUGCAGAUCACUCGGGACAGAGCACGCCGCACCAUUACCUUGACUCAGUCACACAUGGUGCAGCAGGUCCUUCAGCGCUUCGGCUUCACGUACUCCUCGCCUCAGGCCACUCCUCUGCCUACUCGCCACUCACUCUCAGCUGUGCCUUCGGAUGAGUCCGUAGAGUCGAGUGGUCCGUAUGCAGAGCUUGUUGGCUGCCUCAUGUACCUGAUGACCUGCACACGACCUGACCUUGCAUACCCUCUGAGCAUUCUUGCUCGCUAUGUUGCUCCUGGGAGACACAGACCGGAGCACAUGGCUGCAGCGAAGAGGGUAUUGCGCUACCUGUGCAGCACGUCGGGCAUGGGGCUAGUGCUUGGAGGGCGGAGUCCAGUGGUCCUUACCGGCCACGCGGACGCUUCUUGGGCUGACGACCAGGCUACGCAGCGGUCGUCACAGGGUUACACCUUCAGCCUUGGUUCCGGCUCUGUCUCGUGGCGGUCUACUCGCUCGUCUUCGGUUCUCGGCUCCAGUUGUGAGGCUGAGAUCUACGCCGGGGCCAUGGCUGCACAGGAGCUUCGCUGGCUCACCUACCUGCUGACUGACCUUGGAGAGCCGCCUCGUUCUCCUCCAGUGCUGUACGUAGACAACAAGGCCAUGCUGGCCUUGUGUCGAGAGCAGCGCUUGGAGCACAGAACGAAGCACAUUGCUCUCCGCUACUUCCUUGCUCGUGAGCUGCAGCAGCGUGGUCAGUUGCGACUUGCGUACGUGGCCUCUGAGGCCAACACUGCUAAUGUGUUCACCAAGGCACUCGCGCCUUGUGACCAUCAGCGCUUUUGCACCCAGCUGGGUCUUGUGCCUGUCUUGCCUCACUUGCUCUCCUCUUGA
Closterium sp. NIES-65 is the source of this 5145-nucleotide messenger RNA. Lineage: Eukaryota; Viridiplantae; Streptophyta; Zygnematophyceae; Desmidiales; Closteriaceae. The record is from the annotation of a GenBank genome assembly.